Molecule: messenger RNA, 2158 nt
Organism: Mesoplodon densirostris (Blainville's beaked whale)
Lineage: Eukaryota; Metazoa; Chordata; Mammalia; Artiodactyla; Ziphiidae
Gene: ATG4D
Product: autophagy related 4D cysteine peptidase
Exons: 10
Coding region: 380-1801 (473 amino acids)
Molecular function (GO): protein-phosphatidylethanolamide deconjugating activity
Source: RefSeq, a predicted model, not a curated record
CGAUAAGGACCUCCAGGGGCUCGGCCGCGCCUGGGCUCUGCGAUAAGGCGGGCGGUGCAGGGGGUCGCGGGGCGCCGCAGGGAGGCGCGGCGUCAGGAGGUCACAGCGCGGCCACGAGGGACUGGGGCCGGGGACCCAGGUUGGGGGCCGGGCUUGGGCGGGGCGUCCGGCUGUGUCACGCCCGCCUCCCUCCCGGGGCCAGGGCCGCUAAAAUGGCGGCGGCGGCGGCGACACCGUCCCGCACAGGGCCCGGGGUCCUGGUCGCCGUGCCGGGGGCCCACUAGCGCCUUCCUGGGCGCCCGCGUCCUGGCCGCGUCCUGGCCCCUGGGGCGCUCGAGCGGGGCCCCUGGGGCCCUCGGUCGGCCCUCUCGGCGCGCCCAUGAACUCCGUGUCGCCGGCCGCAGCUCAGUACCGGAGCGGCAGCCAGGAGGACGCGCGCAGCCCCGAGGGCCGCAGGCCACGGCGCCCCCGAACCCCGGACCCCAACGGCCUGGGGCCCUCCGGAGCCAGCGGCCCCGCUCUUGCGUUGCCCGGUACAGGCCCGGGGGAGCCGGACGAAGUGGACAAGUUUAAAGCGAAGUUCCUGACAGCCUGGAACAACGUCAAGUACGGUUGGGUAGUCAAAAGCCGGACCAGCUUUAGCAAGAUUUCCAGCGUCCACCUCUGUGGCCGCCGCUACCGCUUCGAGGGCGAGGGUGACAUCCAGCGUUUCCAGCGGGACUUUGUAUCUCGCCUAUGGUUCACAUACCGCCGGGACUUCCCACCUCUCGCUGGGGGCUGCCUGACCUCCGACUGUGGCUGGGGAUGCAUGUUACGGAGUGGGCAGAUGAUGCUAGCUCAGGGACUGCUGCUGCACUUCCUGCCCAGAGACUGGACGUGGUCCCUGGGCGCGGGCCUGGGCCCCCCUGAGCCAUCGGGGUUAGCCUCUCCCAACCGGUACCGUGGGCCUGCCCACUGGAUGCCUUCACGCUGGGCCCAGGCUGCCCCUGAGCCGGAGCAGGAGCACCGGCACCGGCAGAUUGUAUCCUGGUUCGCUGACCAUCCCCGGGCCCCCUUCGGCCUACACCGGCUGGUGGAGCUUGGGCAGAGCUCGGGCAAGAAGGCGGGUGACUGGUAUGGUCCGUCCCUGGUGGCGCACAUACUCAGGAAAGCUGUGGAGAGCUGCUCAGAGGUCACCCGCCUGGUGGUGUACGUUUCUCAGGACUGCACAGUGUACAAGGCGGAUGUGGCACGCCUGGUGGCCAGGCCAGACCCCACAGCUGAGUGGAAGUCCGUGGUCAUCCUGGUGCCAGUGCGGCUGGGUGGUGAGACUCUCAACCCCGUGUACGUGCCCUGCAUGAAGGAGCUCCUGCGUUCAGAGCUGUGCCUUGGCAUCAUGGGGGGCAAGCCACGCCACUCGCUGUACUUCAUUGGCUAUCAGGAUGACUUCCUCCUCUACCUGGACCCUCACUACUGCCAGCCCACUGUGGAUGUCAGCCAGGCUGACUUCCCCCUAGAGUCCUUCCAUUGCACCUCACCCCGCAAGAUGGCCUUUGCCAAGAUGGACCCGAGCUGUACUGUGGGGUUCUAUGCUGGAGACAGGAAGGAGUUUGAGACGCUCUGCUCAGAGCUGACCAGGGUCCUCAGCUCCUCCUCAGCCACAGAGCGAUACCCCAUGUUCACCCUGGUUGAGGGCCACGCUCAGGACCACAGCCUGGACGACCUCUGCUCCCAGCCCUCCCAGCCGACACUGCGGCUCCCUCGCACAGGCCGGCUCCUCAAGGCUAAACGCCCAAGCUCUGAGGACUUUGUGUUUUUAUAAAGGGAGGGGAUGAGGGAGAAGACAUGACCCUAUUUAUUUUUUUAUUUAUGUCACUCUGGGUGUGGGAGCUUGAACUCCCCCCCUGACAAGUGCAGCUGAGAGCAGUCCAGGAAGCCUCCGGGCCGGGGCCAUUCAGCCGGGUACAGAGCCUGCACACCUGCCUCCCACCAGCCAGGCCCUCCUCACUGGGCAGGGAGGGAGGGCCCCCGGGCACCCACUCAGGGCCUGACUCAGUACUGUAGUUUGCACUGGACCGUCCAUGCCCCUCACCGGUCCCAACGCCCCCAUCCUGCCAAGGGCUGGUGGGAGGGAGGAGGGGCUGUGACCAAUGGGGGCUAAUAAAGCCGUUUGACUUGA